AUGUCAGAGGCGGGACAACGCGUUGUAAUUCUUGGAGGUGGAGUUAUUGGUUCUUCAAUCGCAUACCACAUAACCUUACUCAACAAAGAUCCAAAUUUGAAAGUUACUGUCGUUGAACAGACUGCAAUUGGUUGCGCUGCCUCGGGUCCUUUACAAGAUCUUGCACGUAAAAGCUUCAAACUACACGCAGAGCUCGCUAGGACUCUCAAUGGAAAAAAACGUUAUGAUUACCGUGUGGUUGAUACACUUGAAGUAACUGCUUCUACAAAGGCUGUAAGCGUUAAGCCCCCUCCAACAGAUUGGUUAAAGCCUGGUGUGAUUACAAAAUAUAAAAGUAUUGGCACGACACAGACAACUGCUCAACUGCAUCCAUAUAAGUUUACUAAAACUUUAAUUGAAGAAGCAGAAUCUAGAGGCGCUGAGGUUCGAAUCGCCAGUGCUCAAGGAUUGGAAUUCGACACAUAUAAGGUAUCAGGUGUUCGCCUUUCUACAAACGAAACGAUUCCUGCUGAUAUAAUUAUCAUUGCAAUGGGCCCUUGGAGUGGUGAAGCUCUUUCAUGGCUUGCAAAAAAAAGUGGCCGCGCUUUUCAGUUGCCAAAUGUUUCGGGUCAAAGAGCACAUAGUAUUGUAAUACGACCAGCUGUCGAGAUAUCCGCUCAUGUUUGUUUCGUAACGCUUAAUCUUGGUAGAAGAUUCUCCCAACCUGAAAUUUAUCCACGUCCAAAUGGCGAAGUUUACGUUUCGGGAGAAUGUGAUGAAUCGCCUUUACCUGCUACUGCAAACGAUUACAUUCCUAAUCCCACUGCGAUUAAAAAUUUAAAAAACAAUAUAAAUACACUUUCCCCAGAUAUCUUGGGCAAUGCUACUGUGCUUCAUGAACAAUGCUGUUAUAUGCCAAUAUCCGAUGAUGACAAGCCUUUAAUAGGAAAAGUACCAUGGCUAGAUGGUGUUUACCUUGCAACAGGUCAUUCAGUUUGGGGAAUUUUAAAUUCAUCCGGCACAGGGAGGGUUAUUGCGGAGAUGGUUUUAGAAGGUCAGGCAAAAUUUGCAGAU
Racocetra fulgida is the source of this 1053-nucleotide messenger RNA. The record is from the annotation of a GenBank genome assembly. NCBI's taxonomy places the organism in Eukaryota, Fungi, Glomeromycota, Glomeromycetes, Diversisporales, Gigasporaceae.